Messenger RNA from Diutina rugosa, 408 nucleotides. RefSeq lists its product as uncharacterized. Gene Ontology annotation, molecular function: heme binding. The transcript has a single exon. The record is from RefSeq and is a predicted model, not a curated record. The coding region runs from base 1 to 408 and encodes 135 amino acids. Lineage: Eukaryota; Fungi; Ascomycota; Pichiomycetes; Serinales; Debaryomycetaceae.
AUGCCUAACAGUCUCUUCCCCAUGCCCGGGCUGGCCCAGCGGGCCGCCGUCCCCGGCCGGGCCCGAGCCAAAGUGGCGCUUGAGCCAGGCCACCUGCCGUUGGACUGGGCCAAUCUCCAGCGAGAACAGGGCCCCAGGCUCCGCGGAGACCAGCCGUUACCACCUCAAUAUACGCGAGUCACUAAGGAAGAAGUGAAACAGCACCGUACUAAAGACGACGCCUGGACCAUCAUCAAUAACAAGGUAUACAAUAUUACCCCGUAUAUCAAUUUCCACCCCGGCGGGGCGGACGAGAUCAUGAAGGGCGCUGGUCGUGACGGCACCACGCUAUUCAUGAAGUACCACCCGUGGGUGAACGUCGAUACGAUGUUGAAAAACUGCUGGAUCGGGGUGUUGGCCCCUCAAUAA